Molecule: messenger RNA, 1233 nt
Organism: Prorocentrum cordatum
Lineage: Eukaryota; Dinophyceae; Prorocentrales; Prorocentraceae
Source: the annotation of a GenBank genome assembly
GCGGCCUACGCGGCGGAGGUCGCCGCGGCGGCGGUGGGGGCGGCGGUGCGAGCUGCGCUGGGCGCGAGGCCAGUGCGCAGCCCACCGCGCCGCAAGGAGGCGGAGCAGGCGGCAAUCCCUCCCAAGGCCAGGCCGACCCGCAGGCUCUCGGCCAUCGCGGACGACGCGAAGGUGGAGUCGCAGGCCAGGCCGCCGCCUCUGCGCCCGCCCCAGGCGCCGCGGCCAUCGCAGGCACCGCGCCUCGCGAUCUUGGACGCGCCGCCAGGCGUGUGGGAUUCCAUGCCCUGCCCGCAGGAGGAGGUGAAGGAGACGACGGUGAUGCGGAGCUCUGCGGCUGCUGGACGGCCGCCCGUGGAGUGGCUUGGCGCCAGGCCCAUGGCAGCCUCGGGCGACAGCCACCCGCAGGAGCAGGAAAAGGGCAUGAAGGAGAUGAAGGUGAAGAAGGAGAAGAAGAGCAAGAAGGACAAGGAGUCGAGAGGUGGCGUGAUCGACUUGCUGGGUGGCGAGGCCAAGGUGGUCCCCAACGCCCCGAGAGGGGACUCGCUGGAGGUCGGCCUCACAGGCUCCGUGGAGUUCUUCGAGCUUUCGGACGAGGUGGACGAGGAGAACGCGAAGUCGGAAGACGCCCUGGACGAGUGGUACUCGAAGGACGUCGACCUGGUGCAGGACGAAGGGGACGCCGAGCUCGGCGCGCGGCUGGAGGAGCAGCUGGGCAUGCACUCGGACGAGGAGAAGCUGGCGAAGAGCGUGGGCGACCCUUCGAUGUUGGGCGUGCCGGCCUAUCGUCCAACGUGCACCGGAAACGCUUCCCCGGAGCCCGUUGGCGGCUGGAUCGGGAAGGCCGCGAAGCUGCCCGCGGUGCCGCCCUUUCCCUUGCUGGUGGAGGACAAGUGGCAGCGCCUCUACUCGGAGAACGCGGCGGUUUACGCCAAGAUGGAGCGCGUCCUGGCGGGACGACGGCUCGCCAACGACAUCAUGAUGGGGAUCAUCCGCGAGAAGGGCACGAAGGAAGUGUUCUUGGAGGAGGUGGAGUUCCCAACGGGCACGGCGAAGAAGAAGCUGAAGAAGGAGGUGGUGCUCGAGCACGCUCUCGAGAACCUGAGGAUCACGGGCGAGCUCGUGGCCCUCGAGGAGGCGGCGGGGCAGCACGGGCAAGACGAGGAGUUCUUGGCUCUGCUCCGCGACGUCAUCAGCUACUGGGAGUUCAUGGUGAAGAAGAUGGAGGACUGCUGA